This is a messenger RNA of Racocetra persica, 723 nucleotides long. The record is from the annotation of a GenBank genome assembly. Lineage: Eukaryota; Fungi; Glomeromycota; Glomeromycetes; Diversisporales; Gigasporaceae.
AUGAGGGCACUUGUGUUUCAUCAAUCUCAAGAAAGCUCUAAUGUUAUUUUUGAAGAAAAACCUGUGAAAGAAGUUCCUGAUGGCUAUGCGCGUGUAAAAGUUUUGGCUGCUUCAUUGAAUCAUCGUGACGAAUGGAUCCGGAAUGGUUUCUAUAAAUUAGGAGAUAAUUAUAUUAUGGGUAGUGAUGUAGCUUGUGGUACAGUUGAAGAAGUGAAAGAUGAAAAAUAUGAUAAUCUUGUCGGAAAACAAGUCAUUAUUUAUCCUUAUUUGGAAUGGGAAAACGAUGCGCAUUCUUCACGUCAUGUCCUCAAAAUACUGGGAGGCCCUGAUGAUGGCACUUUCUGCGAAAAAAUUGUUGUUCCGGCUAAAAAUCUUAUGGAGAAGCCUGAUCAUUUGACACCUGAACAAGCUGCCACGUUACCUAUUGCUGGGUUGACAUCAUAUCAAGCACUCAUAGUUCGUGGUGGACUUAAGGUUGGUGAAACUGUUCUGAUCACAGGCAGUGGUGGAGGUUGUGGUCUAUUCUUGAUUCAAUUUGCCAAGGCAUUUGGUGCCAAGGGUGUACUUUAUACAGAAGUGGAUUGGUCUGAUAAGUUGAAACAAAUUGUACCUGAGGAGCAUGGUGGAUUUUUUGAUAUGAUUAUUGAUUCGUCUGGCGGCAGAUUUGUCUCUACUUAUCUGGACUUGCUAAAGUCCUCAGGCCGAUACGUUUUUUUUGGCCAG